Molecule: messenger RNA, 747 nt
Organism: Cooperia oncophora
Lineage: Eukaryota; Metazoa; Nematoda; Chromadorea; Rhabditida; Trichostrongylidae
Source: the annotation of a GenBank genome assembly
AUGAAGAGCGAGAAACCGAAUUUCAACGGGAGAAAAAAGGUCAUUGGGGAAGAUUUUGUCCGUUCUGAUGCCGUCCGGUUCUUCCGCGGCAAAAAUGAAACGCUUUCUUCGCGCAGUGGGCAAGAUUUGAGAGUCAUUAUGUCAAACGUGGAUCCAAAGCUAGUACGACAGGAAAUCGACGAAUUGCUGACAUCAGGAAGGCUAGUUUCGUUAGAGAGGCUGGAAACUGUUUCAGCACACAUUUUCCAAAUGUUUGGACGAGAGUGGAGAGAGCUGACGAGCAGUGAAGUUUUCAUACACGUCUUCCAUGACUCGUUUGACGAUGUGGACAAGUUACUUGCACGGGACCGCUAUAAGCUCGUUUUUGACUUUAUCCCAUUAUCAGCGAGUUUCACGUUCACCUGUCUGAGCAGGAAGUUUGUCCGUCUCAGCCUCAAUAAAUUUGAGAGAACUGCUCCUGCGUAUGGUUUUGGAUUUUCAAAUCUCAGAGAAAUGGAGACCUUCUGUGCUCAUCUGGAUCGAAUUCGCAGCUAUGCAAAGGCCACUCUUGUUCCUCCAGUACGUUCAAUAGUGUUAGGAAUGGGCAAUAUCGGUUUGCAGUCUCCGUCCUCUACACCUCCUCGUGUGAACAUCCCAUAUUUUUAUGCAGACAACACAGUAACAGAUAUCCCUUCAACUCUCAGCACGAUUUGCCCUGCAAUGACUGCAUUUCGGAUGAAUAUGGUUGCGCGGAGCCAACAACCAUAA